GGCAACACGUAUUUCCUGGGCACUGCUGUGCGUGCCCGGUGCUGGGGCAGGGGUACCCAAUGGUUCUGGGACGUCUCAUCCUUGGGAACGGGCUCUGCCAGAGUCCAGGAAGGUGGGACCAGCCAGACCCACCCGGCCUCGAGGAGGGACUGAUUCUCAGAGGGACAUUGCUGGCAUCGGGGGAACGGGUAGCCCGACCUCUCUGUAGGGUGGGGCUGGGGUUGGCUCAGCCCACAGGCCAAGGGUUGGUUCCCAGUUCCUUUGGUCCCCAUUAUAGGGAGGGGACUCCGCCAGAGCUUCUGGACAGCCUAUGAAAAUCCAGCUCAGGCUACAAGGGGAGAUCUGGGCUAUUAGGACCUAUGGGGUCACCAAGGCCGGCCCUGUGACGUCUGCCUCCGGCAGCCUGAUCGGGGUCCCCCAGGCCCUCAGACCACCACGUUUAUCUCUGUCUCCGUGGCCAGUUCCAUAUCCCUGCCCCUACGUGGCUCUUGCCUCCCUGGUGCCCACACUGGGCCAAGGUCUCCUGGGGCUCCUCCCCCGGGGUCUCCGCCCUGAAGCCGGCACAGGUGUCCUUCACAGUCUGUCUGAAUAACCAUCCUGCAGAGCCAUAGUCACCGAGCACUCACGGGGCUCGGCCCUGCACAGAACACUGCGCGCCCGAAUUCUCCCAACCACGGGGCAGCCACAGGAACCAUCCCUAUUUCACAGAUGGGGAAGGCACCCCUCGGUCCCUCAGUCCAGAGUGACCAACCUGCCGGGGACGCUAUCAGGAUGGACCCCUUCGCGGACACGCUGAGGCGGCUGCGGGAGGCGUUCAGCGCAGGGCGGACGCGGCCGGCCGAGUUCCGGGCGGCGCAGCUCAGGGGCCUGGGCCGCUUCCUGCAGGAACACAAGCAGCUUUUGCAGGAGGCGCUGGCGCAGGACCUGCACAAGCAGGAACAUAGCCAGCCUGCACCCGCCUCAGGGCCUUUGCACAUGCUGUGCCCUUUGCCUGGAAGAUUCUGCCUCCAGUCAGCCUUCGAGUCGGAAGUGUCUGAGAUCAGCAUCAGCCAGAGUGAGAUCAACUUGGCCCUCAGGAAUCUGAGGGCCUGGAUGAAGGAUGAGAAAGUGCCCAAGAAUCUGGCCACGCAACUGGACUCGGCCUUCAUCCGGAAGGAGCCCUUCGGCCUGGUGCUUGUCAUCGCCCCCUGGAACUACCCUGUGAACCUGACCCUCGUGCCCCUGGUGGGCGCCCUUGCCGCAGGGAAUUGCGUGGUGCUGAAGCCAUCGGAGUUCAGCAGGAGCACCGAGAAGGUCCUGGCUGAGGUGCUGCCCCGAUACCUGGACCAGAGCUGCUUUGCCGUGGUGCUGGGCGGGCCCCAGGAGACGGGGCAGUUGCUGGAGCACAAGUUCGACUACAUCUUCUUCACGGGGAGCCCUCGGGUGGGCAGGAUCGUCAUGUCUGCGGCCGCCAAGCACCUGACGCCCGUCACGCUGGAGCUGGGGGGCAAGAACCCCUGCUACGUGGACGACAACUGUGACCCCCAGACCGUGGCCAACCGCCUGGCCUGGUUCCGCUACUUCAACACCGGCCAGACCUGCGUGGCCCCCGACUACGUCCUGUGCAGCCCUGACACGCAGGAGCGGCUGCUGCCCGCCCUGCAGAGCGCCAUCACCCGCUUCUACGGCGAGGACCCCCGGAGCUCCCCGAACCUGGGCCGCAUCAUCAGCGACAAGCACUUCCAGCGGCUCCGAGGCCUGCUGGGCUGUGGCCGCGUGGCCAUUGGCGGCCAGAGCGACGAGAGCGAGCGCUACAUCGCCCCCACAGUGCUGGUGGACGUGGAGGAGACGGAACCCGUGAUGCAGGAGGAGAUCUUCGGACCCAUCCUGCCCUUCGUGAACGUGAGGAGCCUGGACGAGGCCAUCGACUUCAUCAACCGUCGGGAGAAGCCCCUGGCCCUGUACGCCUUCUCCAACAACAAACAGGUGGUCAAGCGAGUGCUGGCCCAGACCAGCAGCGGGAGCUUCUGCGGGAAUGAUGGCUUCAUGCACUUGACCCUCGACAGCCUGCCUUUUGGAGGAGUGGCACGGCUCCAAAUCUGCCUACCAGCUCACGCGGGGCAACCUCGUGUGUCCCCGUCAUUCCACGGUGCCAGUGGGAUGGGCAGAUACCACGGCAAGUUCUCCUUUGACACCUUCUCCCACCACCGCGCCUGCCUGCUGCGCUGCCCCGGAAUGGAGAAGAUCUACUCCAUCCGCUACCCGCCCUACUCACCUCGCAAGCUGAGCCUGCUGCUGAUGGCCAUGGAGGCCCGUGGCUGCAGCUGUACCUUGCUCUGAGCCCGCCUCAGGCACUAGGGUGUCGCUCCAACUCUCAUCUG
This is a messenger RNA of Acinonyx jubatus (cheetah), 2360 nucleotides long. It is a transcript of the gene ALDH3B1, whose product is annotated as aldehyde dehydrogenase 3 family member B1. Gene Ontology annotation, cellular component: cytoplasm. The record is from RefSeq and is a predicted model, not a curated record. The coding region runs from base 709 to 2319 and encodes 536 amino acids. Gene Ontology annotation, molecular function: aldehyde dehydrogenase (NAD+) activity. Gene Ontology annotation, biological process: aldehyde metabolic process. NCBI's taxonomy places the organism in Eukaryota, Metazoa, Chordata, Mammalia, Carnivora, Felidae. The transcript has 13 exons.